AUGUCUAUCCUCCGAGGGCGUUUGCGGACGAAGUGGAAGACGAAAGUGCGGAAGGAGUCUGGGGGGUACCUGAUCCCGCUGGACGAAAAAGUGAGCGGUGCAUUCGUCCUGAAGAAGCGGGAUGGCUGUUCUGGAGGUGACGAACCCCCUAAAGAUAAGGCCACCAAAAAGCCUGUGGCUCGCAAACAAGGAAACAAUCGAGCACCCGGAGGCUACCUGUUUGGUCGUCACCCGGAAUGUGAUUUGAUGAUUGAUAUCCCUACAAUUUCUAAUCGACAUUUUCUUCUUUUUCCAGAGAAGAAGAAGGGCGAUAUGGUUGCUGUGCUGGAGGAUCUUUCCAGCAAUGGAACAUUCGUAAACGAUGCGAUUGUGGGUCGCAACAAGCAUCGUGAGCUCGAGGAUGGAGACGAAGUUUCCAUCUUGAACGAAGCACGAUUUGUCUUCCGCUAUCCUCGGACACGAGACACCAAUGGCUUCAGUCAACAGUACCGGAUUCUCCAGCAGCUAGGGAAAGGUCAUUUUGCUACCGUUUACCUCUGUGUUGAGAGGGCCACCGGGAAGCAGUUUGCUGUCAAGGUCUUUGAGAAACGACCGGGCGACUCACAGAAAACACAGACCGAUGACACCCUACAGCAGGAGAUUGCCCUUCUGAUGGGUGUCAACCAUCCCAAUCUCCUCUGCCUAAAGGAUAUCUUUGAUGAAAAUGAUGGAGCUUAUCUUGUUCUUGAACUGGCUCCCGAGGGUGAGCUGUUCAACUUGAUUGUGAGCAAGGAGAAGCUCAGUGAAGCCGAAACCCGGCAUGUGUUCCGGCAGCUUUUUGAAGGAUUGAAGUAUUUGGUAAAGACUCCCAAAGUCAUCAAACAAUGGAUAAACAUACGGCUAAGACCCCUUUUCAGCACGACCGUGGGAUUGUGCAUCGCGACAUCAAACCCGAGAACAUUCUUGUCGCAGACAAGAAACUGA
This is a messenger RNA of Penicillium atrosanguineum, 963 nucleotides long. RefSeq names its product Major facilitator superfamily domain general substrate transporter. Gene Ontology annotation, molecular function: protein serine/threonine kinase activity; protein binding; ATP binding. The record is from RefSeq and is a predicted model, not a curated record. Gene Ontology annotation, biological process: mitotic DNA damage checkpoint signaling; protein phosphorylation. Gene Ontology annotation, cellular component: nucleus. Lineage: Eukaryota; Fungi; Ascomycota; Eurotiomycetes; Eurotiales; Aspergillaceae. The transcript is spliced from 2 exons. The coding region runs from base 1 to 963 and encodes 320 amino acids.